GCUGUACAACUUUGUGAAGCGCUAUGAAAUUCAGCAGCGUAUUGCUGAGCACCCCGCUGCACCGGUUCCCAAUGAGGUCAAGCCGGUGGCUGAACCAUCGGACGAGGAACGUAGAUUGCACGAGCUAACGCACUUGCCGUUUAGGCCCUGGUGCGCGUUUUGUCAAGAGCACAAGAGCCGGUCUGAUGCGCACAAGGCCUCUGACGUGUCGCAGCAUGGAGUGCCAGUCAUCUCUUUCGAUUUCUCUUUCACAGGGAGAGAAGAAGGUGGCAAAGACAAGCUUGUGACACUCGUUGUCAGAGACAGCUUUUCUGGAUGGAGGGAAUCGAUCCCUUCAGCGCGCAAAGGAGGUGCUACCUCCCGUUCCUACUUGGCCUCCGAGGUCACAAGGCUGCUGAACAUGCUUGGUUAUGGAACUGUAAAGUUGCGCUGUGACCCAGAAGGGACAUGUCUUUCACUUCGGGAUGAAAUCGUGAAGCGUCGUUCCAAGUUUGGCCAUCGCACUCUGUUUGAUCAAGUUGCGGAAGGAGAGCACCAAAGCAACGGCGGGGCCGAAGCUGCGGUGCAUCAAACAAGGCUCCAGGCUGGUGUGCUGCUUUCGCAGUACGAAGUACGCAGCGGCAAAACGGUGCACACGACGCACCCGCUGCACUCAUGGUCAAUGAGACAUGCUUCAUGGUUGCUGAAUCGCUUUGGCCAAGCGCGCUCAGGAACGACACCGUUUGAAGAUAUCAUGAACACAACUUACCGAGGCAAGAUUUGCAGAUUCGGCAUGGCAGUGCUGAGUUUGGCCCGUGGCACCGCCGGGGCAAGGGUCGUCCGAGCUGGGUUAAGUCCAUAUGGUUGGGUAAAAGCGCGACCAGCGACCAGCACAUCACGUGCACAGCUGGGGGCAGAUUGCUCCUCACCAGGUCUGCUGGCUGGAACUGUGGGUAAGUCUGCUUCUCAACGCACCAAAGAAGUGACAGAUACUGGUGCAGUUGUUGUUGCCAAUGAUGGUGUUGGACCUGUGACCCCUCUCAUCAGCGCUGGCGGGGAUGAGCAGGAUGAUGGAAAUGAUGAUGGCGGUGAUGAGCAAAG
Messenger RNA from Symbiodinium necroappetens, 1080 nucleotides. Lineage: Eukaryota; Dinophyceae; Suessiales; Symbiodiniaceae. The record is from the annotation of a GenBank genome assembly.